Messenger RNA from Pyricularia oryzae 70-15, 885 nucleotides. RefSeq lists its product as uncharacterized. The transcript has 2 exons. Lineage: Eukaryota; Fungi; Ascomycota; Sordariomycetes; Magnaporthales; Pyriculariaceae. The record is from RefSeq and is a predicted model, not a curated record. Bases 1 to 885 code for a protein of 294 amino acids.
AUGGUCCAACACCACGACACCAACCACCAAGAGCGGCAGUCGCCCGUCAUAGCCAGCGGUGCAGCCAACCACCGCAAACCACGGCCCACGAUCAUCAUAAUCCCGGGCGCGUGGCACCAGCCCGUGCACUACACCGCGCUGGCCGAACCGCUCCGCCAACGGGGCUACAAGGUGGAGGUCGCCGCGCUCAGCACCAUGGGCGACCCGGACGCCAUCCGCGCCAAGACGCACCACGACGACGUCGAGAUCGUCCGCGCGCUCCUGGAGCCGCACCUCGCCGCGGGCCGCGAGGUGGUGCUGGUGGGCCACAGCUACGGCGGCCUGGUGGCCACGGACACCGCGGCGGGGUUCACCGUCGAGGAGAGGGGUGCGGUGCCGACGGGGCCCGACGGGGGCCUGCAGGUGCAGGGAGGCGGGGUCAGGGCCGUGGUGUACAUUGCGUCGCCGGCCGUGGUCGAAAAGGGGAUUUCGCUGACUAGCGGGAUGGAGAAGAUGAGCAUGGGCGAUCCGCCGGCGAAUGAGGGCAAAGUCACGCUCGAAGACGGCGUCGCCAAAACGUCAGACGAGUGCUGGAAACACCUCUACAGCCCCGCCGACGAAAAAGUGUCCCGGGCGGCGUUCGCCGCCUCGCGUCGCCACCACAGCGUCGCCAGCUUCCUAUCCGCAUCCGCCGCCGGCGCCCGCGACCUGCGCGCCCGGCUGGCGUACGUGGUGGCCGCUGCCGACGAGUUCACCCUGUCGCCGGCGGUGCAGCACCGCAUCGCCGACGGCAUGGGCCCGCGCUGCACAAAACACGUCUUUGAGGGCGCCGGGCACGCGCCCUGGUUGCAGCCGGAGCUGCUGCCGAGGCUGGUGGGCGUCGUCACCGGCGUGGCGGAGGAUUAG